CCGAGCGGAGGCGGAGGAGAUGGCAUCCCAGCCGCCGCAGCCCCCGAAACCCUGGGAGACCCGCCGAAUUCCGGGGGCUGGUCCGGGACCAGGACCCGGCCCCACUUUCCAAUCUGCUGAUUUGGGUCCUACUUUAUUGACAAGACCUGGACAACCAACACUUACCAGAGUGCCGCCACCUAUUCUUCCAAGGCCAUCACAGCAGACAGGAAGCAGCAGUGUGAACACUUUUAGACCUACUUACAGUUCAUUUUCUUCUGGAUAUGGUGCCUAUGGAAAUUCAUUUUAUGGACGCUAUAGCCCUUAUAGUUAUGGAUAUAAUGGGUUGGGCUAUAACCGCCUCCGUGUGGAUGAUCUUCCACCUAGUAGAUUUGUUCAGCAAGCUGAAGAAAGCAGCAGAGGUGCAUUUCACUCCAUUGAAAGUAUUGUGCAUGCAUUUGCCUCUGUCAGUAUGAUGAUGGAUGCUACCUUUCCAGCUGUCUAUAACAGUUUCAGGGCUGUAUUGGAUGUAGCAAAUCACUUUUCCCGAUUAAAAAUACACUUCACAAAGGUCUUUUCAGCUUUUGCAUUAGUUAGGACUAUAAGGUAUCUUUAUAGACGGUUACAGCAGAUGAUAGGUUUAAGAGGAGGCUCUGAGAAUGAGGACUUAUGGGCAGAAAGUGAAGGAACUGUGGCUUGCCUUGGUGCUGAGGACAGAGCAGCUAAUUCAGCAAAAUCUUGGCCAAUAUUCUUAUUCUUUGCUGUUAUCCUUGGUGGUCCUUAUCUCAUCUGGAAACUGCUGUCUACCCACACUGAUGAAGUAACAGACAACACCAACUGGGCAAGUGGUGAGGAUGACCAUGUAGUUGCUAGAGCAGAAUAUGAUUUUACUGCUGCAUCUGAAGAAGAAAUUUCUUUCCGUGCUGGUGAUAUGCUACAUUUAGCUCUCAAAGAACAGCAACCCAUGCGUGGUUGGCUUCUGGCUAGUCUUGAUGGUCAAACAACAGGACUUAUACCUGCUAAUUAUGUCAAAAUUCUUGGUAAAAGAAGAGGUAGAAAAACAGUGGAAUCCAGUAAAAUUCCCAAGCAGCAACAAUCUUUUACCAACACAACACUAAUUAAAGGAGUCACGGCCACUGAUUCUUUGGAUGAACAGGAAGCUGCCUUUGAAUCUGUUUUUGUUGAAACUUGUAAGGUUCCAGUUGCACCUGAUUCCACUGGGAAAAGUGGAGAUAAACAAGUUCUUUGA
This is a messenger RNA of Equus quagga, 1228 nucleotides long. RefSeq names its product peroxisomal membrane protein PEX13-like. Gene Ontology annotation, biological process: protein import into peroxisome matrix, docking. Gene Ontology annotation, molecular function: protein binding. Gene Ontology annotation, cellular component: peroxisome; peroxisomal importomer complex; peroxisomal membrane. The record is from RefSeq and is a predicted model, not a curated record. NCBI's taxonomy places the organism in Eukaryota, Metazoa, Chordata, Mammalia, Perissodactyla, Equidae.